GACGCCGUCAACCAUCGGAGAAAAAAGGAAACUGAUAGAGAGUCCACAGAGGCGCAGUCAUCCUGGCAGAGAGACAGUCUAUCAGUGUAGUUUCUAAGGGACAUUCGAAGCAGCGCUCUGUAUUUAUCCUACAGCUGAGAUUCGUUCACCGAUCGUCGGAGGGUGUGUGUGUCUAUGUGAACAAACGUCAACAGAAAAAUAGUGCCUCCGACACAUUUAGAAAGAAUGUUGUCGAAUAUUAUGAAAGAGCACAGUCAACGGAUGAAUCAGAGGCGCGAUGAGUUAGAAUACAAACGAAAGGUGGCCAUAAAUGCCACGAACGAAUUCACCUCGCUUAUGAUGGACCAUCUCAAUGUUGGAGUGGCACAGGCGUACCUCAAUCAGAAAAAGCUUGACUCCGAGGCAAAACAGUUAGCUGCACACAGCCAGCAGUUGCUCCGCCAGUCAGAACAAUGGGCUAACCUCUUAGACGGCUUCCACAAAAUCCUAAAGGAGAUCGGCGAUGUGGAUAAUUGGGCUCGAACGAUAGAAGCUGACAUGAAAACAGUGUCCUCUGCUCUCGAGUAUGCUUACAAUGUUGAUAAACAGGAAUGUAUACAGCAAACGUCCCGAGAAUCGCCAUCGACGUUAUAGUGUGUAUAAUCCCGAACUAGCUAUCAUCACAAGCACGAAAAUGCAAAUAUGAAGCUACACAAUAAAUUACAAUUUUUUUGAACUGUUUUUACUCAAGGAAGAGCGCUUAAACUAAACGAUACAAUCUUCUUAGAAAUAGAACAGAAGAUAUUAUAUAGUAGUAAAUAGACGUAUUUAAUCUAAUACGAAAGAUAUGCGUAGUACACCAAGAGCGCUAAUUUCGUUUUCAACUGAAAGGAUAUCAGCUCAGGUAGUAUUUGUACAUUACAAUACAUUUUUAAUAAAUAAACCAAAAAUUGGACGCAA
This is a messenger RNA of Varroa destructor (honeybee mite), 939 nucleotides long. RefSeq names its product biogenesis of lysosome-related organelles complex 1 subunit 1 (gene Blos1). Gene Ontology annotation, biological process: endosomal transport. Gene Ontology annotation, cellular component: BLOC-1 complex. Lineage: Eukaryota; Metazoa; Arthropoda; Arachnida; Mesostigmata; Varroidae. The record is from RefSeq and is a predicted model, not a curated record.